UAUGUGGGACACUGUGGGGGUACUGUGGCUGCGCUGCCGCAGUGUUUAGGCCGGCCUGCGGGGGCAACACUGAGACCGUGCAGAGUCAGGCGGAGGGAACAAAGGAGCGCGGAACCGUGAUGGAGUUAGCCUGAUAUCCUCAAUCCUGCAAACAAGAUGUCAAAGCGGCCCUCGUACGCCCCUCCCCCCGCCCCGGCCCCCACCACACAAAUGCCCACCACCCCUGGGUUUGUGGGGUACAACCCAUACAGCCAUCUGGCCUACAACAACUACAGGCUGGGAGGGAACCCCGGCGGGAACAACAGGGUAAUGAACUCCUCAGGGAUCACUGUCCCGAAGCCCCCGAAACCGCCCGACAAGCCGCUGAUGCCCUACAUGCGGUAUAGCCGGAAGGUAAGCAGGAAGGUUUGGGACCAAGUGAAAGCCUCUAAUCCCGAUCUGAAGCUAUGGGAGAUCGGGAAGAUCAUUGGUGGGAUGUGGAGGGACCUUACUGAUGAGGAGAAGCAGGAUUAUUUAAACGAGUACGAAGCUGAGAAGAUUGAGUAUAAUGACUCUUUGAAGGCGUACCACAACUCUCCGGCGUAUCUAGCGUACGUCAACGCGAAGAACCGCGCAGAAGCUGCUUUAGAGGAGGAGAGCAGGCAGAGACAGUCUCGGCUGGAUAAGGGGGAACCCUACAUGAGCAUCCAGCCUGCUGAGGACCCCGACGACUACGAUGAUGGCUUCUCCAUGAAGCACACAGCAGCAGCUCGUUUCCAGAGGAACCACCGCCUGAUCAGUGAUAUCCUGAGUGAAGUUGUGGUGCCGGACGUUCGCUCUGUGGUCACCACCGCUCGCAUGCAGGUCCUGAAGCGGCAGGUCCAGUCCCUUAUGGUACAUCAGAGGAAGCUGGAGGCAGAGUUGCUCCAGAUUGAGGACAGACAUCAGGAGAAGAAGAGAAGGUUCCUGGAAUCCACCGAGUCUUUCAACAGUGAACUCAAACGGUUGUGCAGUCUGAAGGUGGAGGUGGAUAUGGAGAAGCUUGCGGCAGAAAUGGCGGCAGCUGAAGAAGCUGCACGACGACGGGCGGAGGAGAGGGAGAGGGAGGCAGCAGAGCAGGCUGAGCGGGCAGCUCAGGAGGAGCAACAGGGUGGUGCUGGAGGAGCUGCUAAUUCUGAACAGAACAGCUCUGACAGUAAAGAACAGCAAGAUAAACCCAGCCCAAUGGAGACAGACGAAGCUCCUGCUGAAGCGUCUGAUGGGCCGGUGGAAUCUGAGGAGAAUCCUGCAGGGGCGACGGUGGAGAAGCCAGCGGCGGUGGAGCCAGCGGAGGGCGCUACAGAUGAGGGAACGAGCGACAGUACGGCUCCAUCAGAGAGUAGCUCUGGACCGCUGACUGAGGCCCCAUCAACUGAAAUGGGGUCAGAGGAGCGCCCCCCGCCCCCCAGUCAGUAACACAGGACCAUAGCGACCUCAGUAUGGGGUUUAAAGCCACACCCUUUUUUUCAUUUAAAGGGAUGCUUUGGUGCUGCUGAAGGUUCUGUCUCUCUGAUUCAAUUAAACGGUAUCCACCCAUUAAUUAAGUGUGACAUAUUAAUUGGAUAUAAACCUAAAUAACUGUUCCACAUGCUGCAGCUGCAUCAGACAGAGAUUAUCUUGAAAAGCACUGAAGUAUCUCUUUAAUUCUAGAUUAUGCAGAUGUCGAUACCCAGAACUGGCCUCUAAAAGCAGAUGAAAGGGAGCUUUUAGAUCACUUCUCUUAGAAAAGAUCUAGACCCAGUUUUUGUGACUAAAAUUGGGCAGUAAAGUAAUUCUCUCCACCUGGAACACAGAUCGUUACAGAGGAAUAUGAAAGUUCUGCUCUCGCACUGUGCCGUCGUACAAAUUUGUUUCUUUUUUGUUCAUCUUUGUUGCCUUUCUGUAAUCUGGAGCAUUAGUUAGUAGAAUGUGGUUGAUGGUGUCUUUCAGAUAGAGAUGGGGAAAAUAAAAUAUCAGGGUCCAGAAAGUCAAAAUCCAUUUUUCACUUUGUGGACCUGAGUUUACCAUCUCUACUUUCAGUCAUUUUUUUCUUUUACCUUGCUUUUUUUAACGCUCCUGAUCUUUAUUUGAUGACAUAUCUCAGCAAAUCACUGAUGGAUCUGUAGGCACUCUCCUUGAAAUUUUACUGUAGGCUUCUUUGUUACUGACUGCUGUUUUGUAUUGUCACUAUUGCCCAAUAAAGUGAUUUCUAUGUCUGUUUUAA
Messenger RNA from Astyanax mexicanus (Mexican tetra), 2221 nucleotides. It is a transcript of the gene smarce1, whose product is annotated as SWI/SNF related, matrix associated, actin dependent regulator of chromatin, subfamily e, member 1. Gene Ontology annotation, molecular function: nucleosomal DNA binding; nuclear receptor binding. Bases 157 to 1434 code for a protein of 425 amino acids. The transcript is spliced from 11 exons. Gene Ontology annotation, cellular component: SWI/SNF complex. Gene Ontology annotation, biological process: negative regulation of DNA-templated transcription. The record is from RefSeq and is a predicted model, not a curated record. NCBI's taxonomy places the organism in Eukaryota, Metazoa, Chordata, Actinopteri, Characiformes, Acestrorhamphidae.